AUGGCAGUCGAAAAGCUGCUCGCAACCCGCCCUCAACAGGCGUUCAUCCUAACUAGUAAACUUUUUUUUUUCACUAAAAUUCUGUCUAAUCGCCUCACUCGACGUGCAGUUACCCUUCAGGCCAUUGCUGUUCUUACGAUGGUCGGCAUCACGUUCAGGAAGGUCGAGGUCAAGGUCGAUUUCAACCAAUCAGCUUACAAGACGCUGCCAUGUUAUUUGGCAUUGUUCGCCCUUGCCGAGAUAUUUGAGCUGUUUAUGGCUUAUGAUGCCCUACGGCUGAGAAACGUGAUACAACUUAUGGGCAUUCUGUUGUUCCAUAUGGCGCUUAUCGUCUUCGCCGCUAUUCAAGUCCAUGAAACAAGGACAGCUUUGGUGAAAUUUUCGGACGAAGACUGCGCACAGAGUUUCAAUGCAACCUUUUGCGGUGGUCCAGGCUCUCUCUGGCGGUCUGUCCAACCAUUCCUCAUCGUCGUUCCUUGCGUUAUUUCGGCGGCUUGGCUGCUUAUGAUGUUCUGGAUCAAGGAGUUGUAUUCAGAGUUCGGCUGGGCGAUAUUCCAUGUCGUUGGAGCCAAUCCCAAAAUGAAAAAAAUGUACCAGUGGUAUCAGAUUAUGCUAUGCCUACUCAAGUUUGAUUUCUUCUUCUUCGUGGCUGUGACGAUGCAGCUUCUCAUCGUCGUGCUGGCCAGGGAUACCGCGGAAUUUGGUGUGACCAUUGCCGCGAUUCCUGUUGUUCUUGUGUUGCUUGCUUUGGCCGCCUUUGCUGUGCAGCGAGAGAUCAAGUGGCUCAUGAGUAUUUCGCUGGUUUUAAUGUUAGCCGCACUCAGCUACUUUUUCAAACUGGUUCGAAUCUACGCACCAUCCACCAAGGAGCUAUAUGUGACGACGCGGGCAUCUCUGACUAUCUUCACUAUCGUUGCCUUCUUGCUUUUGUUUGCUACCUUCGCUGUUGGGCUUAGAUGCUUCUCAGACUUCGGUAGAGGGUUGGUAACGGCAAAAGUCAACGACGUGCCCACGAGACCGCAGUACUCACGCAAGGCCGAAUCCGCAGGGAAUAUGACCCAACAGCAAGGCUCUUACAGCGGUGGAACAGCAUUAGGACCCAGAAUUUCCAUAGAAUAG
Molecule: messenger RNA, 1119 nt
Organism: Mycena indigotica
Lineage: Eukaryota; Fungi; Basidiomycota; Agaricomycetes; Agaricales; Mycenaceae
Product: SET domain-containing protein
Exons: 14
Coding region: 1-1119 (372 amino acids)
Cellular component (GO): Golgi apparatus
Source: RefSeq, a predicted model, not a curated record